GCAGGGGGGGGGUGGGGGUGAGGUCCUGGAGCGGGUUUGGGUUGCAGUUUCCUUGUGCUAGUGAUCCUGUCCCCUCCUCGCCAGCGCCAGGCUCCUCCCCCUCGGCGCGGAUGACACUAGGACCUCCUUAAGUUGCGUCGCGCCACAGCUGUCUGCGAACACUGAGCUGCCUGGCGCCGUCUUGAUACUUUCAGAAAGAAUGCAUUCCCUGUAAAAAAAAAAAAAAAAUACUGAGAGAGGGAGAGAGAGAGAGAGGAAAAGAGAGACGGAGAGCGCGCGCGACAGAGCGAGCCACGCAAUCUGACCGAGCAGUUUCUGCUCUCCCAGGUCACACGCCUCCUCCUCCUCCUCCUCUCUGCUCCUCGAGACCCAGGUGAGCCGAGCAGAGCCUCGGCCUCGGAGCCGCUGAGGAAGCCCCGGCGCAGAGGAGCCUCGUCUCUGCAGAAGUCCAGCCACCCUCGCUCGCCCCCCACCCCCCGCUUUCAAAUUCGGUCCCCUUUUAUCCCUCCCUCCCUGGUUUUGGGGGAUUCCUCUUUCCUUCCUCUUCUUCUCCUUGCUAAGCGACCACUUAAAAGACUUUUCUCCCCCUCCCCUUCUUUGCUCGCCUUUCCUUCCCACCUUUCCAGCAUUGCCCCACUGAAAGCAAAUCGUUAAACGACCCCCGCCCCUCCGACGGCAGCAGCACCUGCAGCGCCUCGGAGCCCCCCCUCCCGCCCCCCCCACCUCCCCCCCGCGACCUCCCAGCCCGACCGCCCUCCCUCUCCGCGCGCGGGUUCCGGGCCCGGCGAGAGGGCGCGAGCGCAGCCGGGGCCAUGGAGGUGACGGCGGACCAGCCGCGCUGGGUGAGCCACCACCACCCCGCGGUCCUCAACGGCCAGCACCCGGACACGCACCACCCGGGCCUCGGCCACUCCUACAUGGACCCGGCGCAGUACCCCCUGCCCGAGGAGGUGGAUGUACUUUUUAACAUCGACGGUCAAGGCAACCACGUCCCUUCCUACUACGGAAACUCAGUGAGGGCCACGGUGCAGAGGUACCCUCCGACCCACCACGGGAGUCAGGUAUGCCGUCCGCCUCUGCUGCAUGGAUCCCUGCCCUGGCUGGACGGCGGCAAAGCCCUGGGCAGCCACCACACCGCCUCGCCCUGGAACCUCAGCCCCUUCUCCAAGACGUCCAUCCACCACGGCUCCCCGGGGCCCCUCUCCGUCUACCCCCCGGCCUCGUCUUCCUCGCUGUCGGCGGGCCACUCCAGUCCGCACCUCUUCACCUUCCCGCCCACCCCGCCGAAGGACGUCUCCCCCGACCCGUCGCUGUCCACCCCGGGCUCGGCCGGCUCGGCGCGGCAGGACGAGAAGGAGUGCAUCAAGUACCAGGUGCCGCUCCCCGACAGCAUGAAGCUCGAGUCCACGCACUCGCGGGGCAGCAUGACCACCCUGGGAGGGGCGGCCUCGUCGGCCCACCACCCCAUCACCACCUACCCGCCCUACGUCCCCGAAUACAGCUCCGGACUCUUCCCGCCCAGCAGCCUGCUGGGGGGCUCCCCCACCGGCUUCGGAUGUAAGUCGAGGCCCAAGGCGAGAUCCAGCACAGGCAGGGAGUGCGUUAACUGUGGGGCCACCUCCACCCCGCUGUGGCGACGUGACGGGACCGGGCACUACCUGUGCAAUGCCUGUGGGCUCUACCACAAAAUGAACGGACAGAACCGACCCCUCAUCAAGCCCAAGCGAAGGCUGUCGGCAGCGAGAAGAGCGGGAACGUCCUGUGCAAACUGUCAGACCACCACUACCACUCUCUGGAGAAGAAAUGCCAACGGAGACCCCGUCUGCAACGCCUGUGGGCUGUACUACAAACUACACAAUAUUAACAGACCCCUGACUAUGAAGAAGGAAGGCAUCCAGACCAGAAACCGGAAAAUGUCUAGCAAAUCCAAAAAGUGCAAGAAGGCACAUGACACGCUGGAGGACUUCCCCAAGAGCAGCUCGUUCAACCCGGCCGCCCUCUCCAGACACAUGUCCUCUCUCAGCCACAUCUCCCCGUUCAGCCACUCCAGCCACAUGCUGACCACCCCGACGCCCAUGCACCCACCGUCCAGCCUCUCCUUCGGACCUCACCACCCGUCCAGUAUGGUCACCGCCAUGGGUUAGAGUCCCUGCUCGAUGCUUCAAGGCCUCCGGGCGAGAGUCCUUCCAGCCCCUUCUACGUGCGUUUUUGCAGGAGCAGUAUCAUGAAGCCGAGAUCCGAUGGAUACCCGUGUUUUGAAGGCACAAAGCAAAAUGACGUCUGCCACUUUCUCAGAGGCGCUCGCUGUGGCCUCUGUGUUCUCAGUCACUGAAUCUGGAUCCCAUUUGUGAAUAAGCCAUUCAGACUCAUCUUCCCUAUUGAACAGGGUCUCUCUAGUGCUGUGAAAACAAACAAACGAGCAAGCAACUGAGCUGAACGUUGCAUAUAACUUAUAUCGUAAGAAUACUGUGCGUUUGAAGAAGACUUUACGGCAUCCGGGGAGCUGUAAGAAAGGCAUGAAGGACGCCAAGAAUUUUAAGGAAUACGGGGAAAUCAAGUGUGGAAAUGGAGAAGAAACUAGGUCUGAUAUUCAAAUGGACAAACGGCCAGUGUUGUUUCCUUUCACUGGCCAUAGUUGUUUGAUGCAUUAAAAGAAAAACAAAAAAAAAAAAAAAAAAAAAGGAAAAAAAAACAACAACAAAAAAAAGAAAAAAGUCGUAGGCAAAUCAUUUGUUCAAAGCCGUGGGCCUCUCUGUAUAGGAGAGUCUGUGAGUCCCAGGCAAUCAGUGUUACCACUCGCACGAUGCCGUAGAGGGGCUCAGCAAGCCUUUUCCGGGCCCACACGCUUUGUGAACAAGUCCCUUGUAAUUGUUGUUUGUAUGUAUAAUUCAAAGCACCAAAAUAAGAAAAGAUGUAGAUUUAUUUCAUCAUAUUAUACAGACUGAAUUGUACAAAUUUAUUUACUGCUAGUGUUAAGAACUACUUUUUGUUUUAAUAUUUUCCUUCUUUCUCCAGUUUUUUUUUUUUUUUUUUUUUGGUUGAAUAAACUAGACGACGUUCAGUUGACCUGAGGCGGCUGUGCUCCGGAGGGUCUAUUUUCCAUUUUGUUCCUUGAUGAUAUUUAUUAAAUAGCUUCUAAGGGCACAGCAGCAUCCGGCCCCUCCCUCCCGCACCCCGCAGCCUGUGCUAUGAGGGUAGCAGGUGUACGAGCUACCGACGUGCAUGUCAGCGACUUGGGCUGGACAGACCGGGUCCUGAGAGCGGCCUGCCUGAUUGUUAGCUCCCUGUUGCGUUCUGUGUUAGUGAUCACUGCCUUUCAUCCAGUCUGUUGGGAUAAUAAUAUAAAAGUACACAAUAAAGUGAAAAUAUUUUGAAAACAACCAAGUAACAUCGUAUCAAAGCGGUGGCCAAGCUCUUCUAGAAUCUGGUAGCUCUCGCUAAUUUAAACACAAAACCCAAACGUGUUAAGUUAGUGGCUAGGACAUCAUGCAAACCUCAGAUAGUCAACAGGUAUUCCUUUGGGAGGCUGGGCGUCUUCAGAGGUCUCUGUGCAGCCCAGAGGCUUUCUCGGGGAGUGGGGUAGGGGGGGCCGGAGUGCCUUCUGUGUCCCCUAGUGCGCUGCGACCCCUCCUGCUGGCCCGCAGGGCCUCGGGCGCCUCGCAGGAGCAGUGGGAAGAUUAAUUCGCGGAGAUGCACCAGCGGACUACAGCUGAUGGAUUCCUCAUGCUUCUCUGCAAGAUGUGACGACGCGGGGCCGGUGCUUGAGUUCAUCUCUGUUUUCCUUUCCUACUGUUGAAUAACACCACAGUGGAGGGUUUAUUGGCAUGUUUGCGGAACACGAAAAUAACCGUUUUUUGUAACUUACGCUGUAUAGUUUCCUUUUACUCUGUUGGCAGAAUGUGUAACCAUGGCACACAUUUUAAAAUCUCUGUUAAUCGCCUCUCUGCUUUCUUAGCAAAUAUUUUAAACCUAAGGCUAAAUGUUGAAAUAAAGGAGUUAGAGACCUACUGAGCUGCAAA
Molecule: messenger RNA, 4019 nt
Organism: Leopardus geoffroyi (Geoffroy's cat)
Lineage: Eukaryota; Metazoa; Chordata; Mammalia; Carnivora; Felidae
Gene: GATA3
Product: GATA binding protein 3
Exons: 6
Coding region: 813-2144 (443 amino acids)
Biological process (GO): negative regulation of transcription by RNA polymerase II; positive regulation of transcription by RNA polymerase II; embryonic organ development
Cellular component (GO): nucleus
Molecular function (GO): zinc ion binding; DNA-binding transcription factor activity, RNA polymerase II-specific; RNA polymerase II cis-regulatory region sequence-specific DNA binding
Source: RefSeq, a predicted model, not a curated record